UCAAUUUUAACUUUCCAGCCCAUUUCCAGUUUGGUUUCAAAGCUGCAUCUCUCGGCACUACAGCAUACAAAUGAGACACAUAGGCCUUGACAGCGUACAGACCCCUGGGAUCUUUUACAACAUAGUCUUGGACUUUGACAAUAAAUCCAACUGUUUGUUUUAGACCAUCCAGACAUAAAUCUCAGCAGACGUUGGUCUCCAUGCAACUUUGGAACACUAUCGGAUUUCACAUGCCUAUACCCCGUUUCAAAUUUAAAAAACAUUUUGGGGGUUCAUGGAAAUGAAAAGGCGAAUAUGAGAAACGGGACCUCAACGAAUGUCUUGAAAUAGAUUUCAACAGAAGGCCAACUGGACGAACCAUACAAUUUUAUCUGAUGGGAAAUUUGAUAAAGUUUUAAGAUAGGCUUUUUGAUUAAUGAACACAUGCGCUGGAUGGUGAUUGCAAUUAUAAUCUACUGGUUUAAAUAAUGUGGAACAUGUUGGGUGGUCUUCAUUUAAGAUGCUAUAUUUUAGUUUAUACAAUAAUAAGGAAGAUAUGGUGCAGACAAGAAUGAAAAAGCGGAAACAGUAUCGAUCCAUUUGAUAGCGAGUUCAAGUUGGGAGAGGCCAUUCAAGCUCUUUGUUGGAUUAUGGCGUCGACCCUCUGUUACCGAACAAAAUUUACCCCUUUCUAAUCCGUUCCCAUGACUAAUUUCUAAUGUUAUUCUGUGUAACUUCUGGUCGCAAGUCUCGUAACUAGCUGAUUUGUUUCCACAUUUUAGUUUGUCCAAGAGACUGUGGAAUUCGCCCUUUGGCAUGGCAACGGAUGAAAAGGCAAAAUUGCAUUCGACAACAGAGAGUCAGGUUUGGGCAGUUGGAACGAUAAGUGACUGUAAUUAGAGUAGAGCCUGACUCAAAUAGACCGUGAUCAUAUAAAUUGUCACGAUUUACGAUUACGAAUACAAAAUUCGAACAGCCCGCCGCGUAUUUUAACGAAUUUGUUUACACCCGGCAACGUCGCGCUUUUGUUUCAAAAUCUUUUCGGCUUUCACUGACGUUUCGAAUUUCGGCUGUUAUUUUGGAGCAAACAUUGUAUGUUUGUAUCAGUUGACGUAAUUCUAGAUAGAAAAUCUUUAGUUCUCUUUUAAACUUAAUUGACGGUUUGAAAAUGGCCGAAAGUGACGGAAAUGCACAAGAUCAAGUUGAUGAAGAGUCUCGCCUAAGUCUUCUCAAUGAUGCACUAGACCAAGCCUCCAAAAAAAUCAUGAACAAAAUUUUAAGUCAAAAGGCUUUUGCAGAAUGUCUUCCGUUUUUGAAAAAGAAAACUCUCGCUCUGUUUCAUACCAUUUUUGGUCAAAAAUUACAGUCCAAAUUAAAGGAAGAAAUUGACGAUCUUUUUUCAUUUCUUAAUCUAAAAGAGAAGCUUGAUUUUCUUGAUAAAAUUGACUUAGAACAAGCAGAGUUAUCUCAGGGUGAAACUGUCUGGAGACCGACGGGAGAUCCAUCCAAGGAUAUGCUGGCUUACGACAUGCCUGCCUUGCAGUCACAUAAAGAAGAACUUUUGUCAUCUCUAAAAGAACUUCAAGCGGAAAAUGAGAAUGAAAAGAAAAAGAUCCUCAAAGUUGUGGAAGGCAUCAGUGAAACUGAAAAACAAAUCGAGGGACUAUUGAUCAAGAAUGAGAAAACACUCGAAGUUUUAUCCAGCUUACCAAGUUUAUAAUCUCAAUUUGUUUUUUUCUAUUCUGUACAUUACAUCAAAUUUCCCCAA
Daphnia pulicaria is the source of this 1747-nucleotide messenger RNA. Its product is annotated as polyamine-modulated factor 1-like. Gene Ontology annotation, cellular component: MIS12/MIND type complex. Gene Ontology annotation, biological process: chromosome segregation. Lineage: Eukaryota; Metazoa; Arthropoda; Branchiopoda; Diplostraca; Daphniidae. The transcript is spliced from 5 exons. The coding region runs from base 1148 to 1699 and encodes 183 amino acids. The record is from RefSeq and is a predicted model, not a curated record.